GGCGACUCGGACGUGCGUGGCGCCGGCGUCGCGGCCGCCCGCGUCGUGGGCCGCGCGGGCGCGGGCUCGGCCGGCCCGAGGCGUGGCGUCUGCCUCGCUAGCGGCAGAAAGGUGAUCGCCGAGCAGUCCAGAGUCCAGGCCGACCUUGCGGGGGCGAUCCCCAGGGUCGCGCUGGUGGAGCGACAGGCUGUGGAUGCCGAAAAGCAUGCGGCGCGCGACCAGUCCGUUUAG
This is a messenger RNA of Prorocentrum cordatum, 231 nucleotides long. The record is from the annotation of a GenBank genome assembly. NCBI's taxonomy places the organism in Eukaryota, Dinophyceae, Prorocentrales, Prorocentraceae.